Macrosteles quadrilineatus (aster leafhopper) is the source of this 3267-nucleotide messenger RNA. RefSeq names its product synaptosomal-associated protein 25 (gene Snap25). Gene Ontology annotation, molecular function: syntaxin binding; SNAP receptor activity. Bases 304 to 942 code for a protein of 212 amino acids. The record is from RefSeq and is a predicted model, not a curated record. Gene Ontology annotation, biological process: synaptic vesicle priming; synaptic vesicle fusion to presynaptic active zone membrane; exocytosis. Lineage: Eukaryota; Metazoa; Arthropoda; Insecta; Hemiptera; Cicadellidae. The transcript is spliced from 8 exons. Gene Ontology annotation, cellular component: SNARE complex; plasma membrane.
AAAAUGAAUGAGUCAAUCCUCCUAUUCACCGAUGAUCUAAGCUGUCAGGACAGGAGUAUUGGAUAGGUGUAUCCUGGAUCGGUCGGUGCAUGGCCAGUUAUUGUGUACUUAGCGUGUGUUAGUUUCCAAUUUUCCUGGAAUACUAAGUUAGAUCCUCCUUUUGUUGAGUUAUUACUGUACAGAAAAGUUAGCAGCAGUUGUCUCGCACUAAGGCCUAGGCUAUUCAAAGAAAAUUAUCUUUUCGAUCCCCCAAAUCGAAUCUCGUACAACUACUAGGCCGUUUCUUCUAUAACACCGAAAAGGAUGCCGGCUCCAGCGCCCCCCGCCGCCGAGCCCGGCCCGCCCAAGACCGAGCUCCAGGAACUGCAACUCAAGGCGGGAGAGGUCACCAAUGAGUCCCUGGAAAGCACCCGGCGUAUGCUGGCACUAUGCGAGGAGAGUCAUGAGGUCGGCAUGAGAUCUCUAGUCAUGUUGGAUGAGCAAGGCGAACAACUGGACCGCAUCGAGGAGGGGAUGGACCAGAUCAACGCGGACAUGAAGGAAGCUGAGAAGAACCUGACAGGGAUGGAGAAGUGCUGCGGCCUCUGUGUGCUGCCUUGCAACAAAUCAGCAUCAUUCAAGGAGGAUGAAGGGACCUGGAAGGGCAAUGACGAUGGUAAGGUUGUCAACAACCAACCUCAACGAGUGAUGGACGAUCGUAAUGGACUGGGGCCCCAGAGUGGAUACAUUGCCAGAAUCACCAACGAUGCUCGAGAGGAUGAGAUGGAAGAGAACAUGACUCAAGUAAACACGAUGAUCGGUAACUUGCGGAACAUGGCUAUUGACAUGGGCUCUGAGCUGGAGAACCAGAACAGACAGAUUGAUAGGAUCAAUCGCAAGGGAGAGUCCAAUGAGACAAGGAUAGCUGUGGCCAACCAGCGCGCUCACGACCUUCUCAAGUAAACAGCUCUGCUCUCGGCUCCUGCUCCAGGCUUCCACGGUAGGGUAGCAGCCUAGCAGCCUAGCAGCAUCCUGAUACCAUAACAUAUAUCAUUAGGGGAUCAUGUUUAAACAUUUUUAUUAUUGUAGGAUCUGAAUAGUUUUUUACAUUUGAUGUGAUUUUAUUGUCAAACCCUAGUGGUAAUUUAUUUGCUUUACACACCAGCACAAAUGUAUCAAACUAGGCUAUACCGCAAGACGUCAUGGGAGCUUGGAUUUAAUUUUUAAUCUUGUGGUUUUUUAUAUGUGUGUAAUAUUUAUUGUUGAGUAUGACUUGUGAAGUACCUAAAUCUCACAUUUGACGUAACAUAGUUACUGUAGUUAAUAUGUUAUCAUUGUUUGUGUUACCUAUUGUUUUGAUGACUUUGUUUCUUGUAUUUACCACCUCUCCCAUCAUAAUAAAGCAGCUUCUUCAUAGAAGACUGCGAUUGAUACCUAGCACUUGUCUAAAAUAUUUUACUAACGGAGACAAAUUCCACUUCACUCAGUGUGUGCUUGCAAACCUACUUAAUAUAAAAAGAUAUAAAUAAUAUUUUAAUCGUAAAUAAAUCUUAGUUUAAUGGAAGUAUUUUUGAAGUAUUGUAUGUAGAAAUAUUUUGUAAGUUUUGUCUGUGUAAUGUAUAAUCUUAAAAUUAAGUAAACCCCUUACUAAGCAGAAUGUAGAAAGUCACUAUAACAUUUAGUUGUUUCAGUUUCUUAUUUCCAAAAGCUAGUUGGAGUUUGGUUUGAUGGUUGAACCCAAUGAUUCGAUUCAUUGUUCCGUAAGACAACUCCAAAUUUAUUUACCCUUGUACAUAGUGUAGAUGUUGCUUUGCUUGCCAUUAUGUAUAUAUGUACAGAUCUGGGGAGGUGAGAAUGCAAUGUAUAUAAUCUGCAUUUAUCAAACGGGUGCGUUGGUAUUCGUUUUGUUAGCUAAUUAUAGACUUUAUUAACUUAAGUGUUAAAAAUUUAGAUCAUAGAAUUUUUAUUUAUUUUUAAGAAUUAAAUAUAUCGAAUCGAGUGAUGCCUUUCUAACUUGCUAUAACUAAAUCAUUCUCAUGUUAUGUUGGUUUUGAUAAAAUUUUGUGUCUUCCUCCAAUUGUACAAUUUACCAAACAGCAAAAAUAUACAUGUAAUAAUAUUGAUUGCUAUCGGUUUGUUUUGUUAACAGCAGAUAUACUUGAAGAGAUGUAAUGUUUUCAAUUAUCCGGAAGACUUUACCUUAUUUUUAAGAAACAAAAAAGACUCCUUAUCGGUUCAAGAUAUAUACAUUUUCCCAAGAAUGUAUUAUGUUUUGACUUUAAAAAAAUAAUCUAAAUAAACUGUUCAAUUACCCGUUUUAUUACUUUUUCAAUAAUACAUAUUAUUGUUAUAUUAUAUUUUCAGGUCUUAUUUUAUCAUCACAUAGGUGCAUUUAGAAAGUAACAAACCAUAUGAUUCAAAUGUUAUAGGUUUAAAGUUUUACAGGCAUGCCAAAUUUUUCAAUCAUGUCUUUAAUGUUAAUAUAAGUAUAUAAUUAACUAUUGAGAAUGAGAUUCUCUAAAUUUUUUAAUGUGAUAAUUAGUAGAAAAUAGAAAUUACAUACUUGACAGUAAGUAGUUGCUGAUAGAAAUAGAUUUUAAAUUGCAUUGUUUCAUUUCCUCUUUUGUAUUCAUGUGAAACCAGCAGAAUUAUAUUAAUCCACAUUAAUAUAGUUGGUUGUGAUAUUGGUGUCAGGAAGAGUGACUUUAUUUCAAGGCUUUUAUACUUAUUUUGAUGGGACAGUAAUGUAAUGUCACUGAUAUUGAAAUGUCUUAUGAAGGAAAUGUGAAAUGUAGUUAUUAAGUUACGACUCAAGAGUACGCUGCAUGUGCUUUAUGAAAAUAUAUCUAUUUAGUGAAUUAAAUAUUUUGGACAGUUAAUUCAUCUUUCCAAGCAAUAAUUCAUGUGACAGAAGUGAUUUUACAGUGACUUAUAACUGUAAUUUUGAUUUCUGAUUACUAAUUAGUAUUAAAUCCGUCUUUCUUAACUGUUAUUGAAACAGUUAAUGGAUUGCUUUAGAUAUCGUGUGGUUUACAUUAUAUGCACUAUUUUUGCAUUUUAUUUGUCAAGAUUGUGAUUUAUGUUUAUUAAUUUGGAUUAUUUUAUUACAGUGAAUACAAAUUAAACUGAACAAAUUUAAUAUCGUUAGUUUUAUUUAUAGUAUGAAAGUUGCUAGUUAAUGUUGGAUAUUGUUACACUCUUAUAUUUCACAUCCUGAUAGAAAAAUCAGUAAGUGUUAUGUUAUCGCUUUUAAAAUCUGGUUAAUAAAAUUACAUAAUGUGGUUUUGA